AUGUACUAUCUUGGUAGGAUAACCUCAUCUCACCAAGAACUAGUGCUGGCUCGUCGUCGCAGCCGCCGACGGCAUCGCCGCUAUUCGGCGCCAAAUAUCGUUAUGGGACAGCUACCUAUUCAUCAGCAACACCCUAGCUUCCAAUCAACAGUCAUGUACCAACCGGUGCUGUGCAAUCCUGGGGGGGUUCCUGUCCAUUAUCCCCUGGGACAUUUCUCUCCGGGUCGCUUACCUGCUCCGGGUCACUUACCUGCAGGUCAAGUUCCUCAGCCGCCAAUUCCCAUGGUCUACCCAGUUCCACCCUAUCAAUCUCGAAACCCUCAACGAAACUUCCAGCCCGAACCCCACCGUGGAGGCUCAGCUCGUAUCAGUUUGUCACCUUCAUCAAUGGGAUCGCCUCCACGGCAGCCAACCUGGAGACAACGGCUGAGUCGCGUAUUCGCACUUCCAGUAGGAAGGGUCUCCACGGUAGCAAGCUCCUCCGCACCUGGAACUCCUAUCCGCUCUAGAUCUCAAUCCACAGUCACACUUGAGAGGGGCGGGCAGACCACCCCCAGGUUAAGCUCUCGCUCAGUUCAAGAGCCGUCACACAAUCACCGCGGGAGGAUUUACUCUGUGAGUCCUACCCGGUCGGUCCGAACUCGCCAUACCUCUACUGCACAACAAAGCGAUGAGAGUGUGGUUCUUUCUCCGCGAACCGAUGUUGCAACUGUCCACAGUGACGACUUUGAACUACAGCCUACGCCAGUAUCUGCGGGCCAAGUGACACCCUCUUAUCACCUCCCAAUCACCGCUUCCGGAAAUGGGGCAGCAAACAGCAACAGCAGUUUCGAAAGCAACAUUUACUCAGAUGAUAGGCACUAUCUGCCAUCAGUCUCUUCAUGUCGGUCAGGAUGGAGCCCAGAUUCGAGAUCCAUCACGCCGGUGACAGGACAAACAGAUCCCAGUUUCAAGACAAACGAGGCAGAUAUACUGUCACAGCUUGCCUCUGCAGGCCAUUCGAAUGGGUAUACGACGCCACUGUAA
Messenger RNA from Ilyonectria robusta, 1026 nucleotides. RefSeq lists its product as uncharacterized. NCBI's taxonomy places the organism in Eukaryota, Fungi, Ascomycota, Sordariomycetes, Hypocreales, Nectriaceae. The record is from RefSeq and is a predicted model, not a curated record. The coding region runs from base 1 to 1026 and encodes 341 amino acids. The transcript has a single exon.